Messenger RNA from Thlaspi arvense, 1908 nucleotides. NCBI's taxonomy places the organism in Eukaryota, Viridiplantae, Streptophyta, Magnoliopsida, Brassicales, Brassicaceae. The record is from the annotation of a GenBank genome assembly.
AUUGCAUUUUUUACAUAACCAACGGUAAAGAUCUUAACAGCAAUGUGGAUCAUGAAUUUUUUUACAAUUACAAUUUUAUCCCGCUGUUAAUUGCUGGUGGGGCCUAUCAAGUAUCAUCAACGUAGAAAGCGAAAACUAUCUUCUUCCUCUCUCUCACUAUUUCCUCUGUACGGUGCUGAGUGCAGACCAUCAAAUUGCAAAAAUAGGAUUCUCUCUUUUUACAUAAUCUGAAUCUCUUCUCCUCCGUCGAAGUUUGAAUUCCUCUGGUUCUCCCUCUAGCUGUCCCAGCUUCGAUUCUCUCGCAUUCACGUAUACGUUAUGCACGAAUGAGAUCAUCGUAGAUCGUGAUUGAAGCGAGAGAAAAUUAGGAGAGCGAAGAUGAGCGAGGGCCAGAAGUUCCAGCUGGGAACAAUCGGCGCUUUGAGUUUGUCCGUUGUGUCGUCUGUGUCGAUCGUGAUCUGUAACAAGGCGCUUAUUAGCACCCUUGGCUUCACAUUCGCGACUACUUUGACUAGUUGGCAUCUUUUGGUCACGUUUUGUUCCCUCCAUGUGGCAUUAUGGAUGAAGAUGUUUGAACACAAGCCUUUCGAUCCACGAGCUGUGAUGGGAUUUGGCAUAUUGAAUGGGAUAUCCAUAGGAUUAUUGAACCUCAGCCUGGGCUUUAAUUCCGUUGGUUUUUACCAGAUGACAAAACUAGCAAUCAUCCCCUGUACUGUACUCUUGGAGACCCUCUUCUUCAGGAAAAAGUUCAGUCGAAAAAUUCAGUUUUCAUUAAGCAUCCUUCUCCUUGGUGUUGGAAUUGCAACCGUCACAGAUCUUCAACUUAACAUGUUGGGUUCGGUCUUGUCGCUGCUGGCUGUUAUCACAACAUGUGUUGCUCAAAUUAUGACAAAUACCAUCCAGAAGAAGUUCAAAGUUUCAUCCACGCAACUUCUUUAUCAGUCAUGCCCGUAUCAAGCAAUCACACUUUUCGUCAUUGGGCCAUUUUUAGAUGGGCUCCUAACCAACCAGAACGUGUUUGCUUUUAAGUACACUUCUCACGUUGUGUUCUUCAUCGUUCUGUCUUGUCUCAUAUCGGUCUCUGUAAACUUCAGCACUUUUCUGGUCAUUGGAAAAACGUCCCCUGUGACAUAUCAGGUUCUGGGACAUCUGAAAACAUGCCUGGUUCUAGCAUUUGGCUAUGUGUUGCUGCGAGACCCGUUUAACUGGCGCAACAUUCUCGGUAUUAUGGUGGCUGUGGUUGGAAUGGUUGUUUAUUCCUAUUUCUGCUCGAUUGAGACUCAGCAGAAAGCAAGUGAAGCAUCAACUCAAUUGCCUCAGAUGAGUGAGAGCGAGAAGGAUCCGCUAAUAGCAGCGGAAAAUGGAAGCGGAGUGUUAUCAGAUGGUGGUGUGGGUGUGCCAAAGACAGUGGCUCCUGUAUGGAACUCAAAUAAAGAUUUUCAAGCCUAAAGCUGAUCAUCGCUCAAUUUUUUUUAUAUAUAUAUCAAACUCUCUUUUGUAUCAGAUUUGUCCAAAGCAGAAAGAAAAAAACGUUUUUUAAUUCCUCUCUUUUGUUUGCUUCUCUUUCUAAAUCGCAUAGCAGAGAGGUAGAGGAGACUGAAAAAUCAAUAAUCAACAGCUUUCCACACCGUAUGGAAAAAGGAAGAAAGUAGUGAGGGGAAAAAAGGGAAUAGCAUUGAUGAUCCCAAUUUUAUUAUACAGAGCGGUUUUUUUUCGUUUUUGGAUUUAGUACUACAUCUGUAUUCUAAAGUUGUGGCUAUAUAUUCAUCAACGCUGGAAACAUGUAUUUGAUUUUUCAAGACUCCUUAAUAUGAAGUGUGUACUCCAUUCUCUUAACCAACGUAUUUUUCUCAUUCCAUGUUUUUGACCAGAGAGGUUGAGCGUGUAAUAAGUUUCUGAUAUUCGUGG